Molecule: messenger RNA, 7762 nt
Organism: Python bivittatus (Burmese python)
Lineage: Eukaryota; Metazoa; Chordata; Lepidosauria; Squamata; Pythonidae
Source: RefSeq, a predicted model, not a curated record
CUGGGACCCGGAUGGCCGUUUAGUCGGUGCUUAGACGCCGAGGCUGCCACAUCGGGCCUUGGACAAAUUACAAAGCCGGGAGAGGGGGUUAGCGUAAUCUGCCUCCAUCCUCCGCCUCGGACUCCCUUCCGCCCCCGGGAAGCUCGUAUCCGGAAAGAGCGGCCCGAGCCCGAUCCGACGAGUCUCCCCCUUCCUCAUCCAACAUAGGCACGUUUCGCAGGGAGCCAGGAGGAACCAUCGUACUCAAUGACCUUACAGCGCAAUGUCAGAUCGUUUGGGGCAAACAGCAAAGGGGAAGGAUGGAAAAAAGUAUUCGUCGCUCAACCUGUUUGAUACGUACAAGGGCAAGUCCUUAGAGAUCCAGAAACCCACAGUAACCCCCCGCCAUGGCUUGCAGAGUCUCGGUAAGGUUGCCAUUGCCCGACGCAUGCCACCCCCUGCAAAUCUGCCAAGCUUAAAAGCAGAGAACAAAGGCAAUGACCCCAACGUCUCACUAGUGCCGAAAGACGGGACAGGAUGGGCAAGCAAGCAGGAACAGCCAGACCCAAAGAGUACCGAUGCCUCGACAGCUCAGCCGCCGGAAUCGCAGUCACCGCCGGCUUCACAGACGUCUGCCUCAAACCAGCCGAAACGACCCCCAACAGCCCCCGAGAAUCCCCCUACGGUAGCAAGCGGGGUAAAGUCCUGGGCACAGGCCAGCGUUACCCAUGGAGCACAAGGAGAUGGUGGAAAGGGAUCAAGCCUACUGUCGCGAUUCUCUCGCGAGGAAUUUCCGACCCUGCAGGCGGCUGGCGACCAGGACAAAGCUGGCAAAGAAAAGGACACUACCGAUGCGUCGUAUGGGCCCGGACCAAACCUCCGCCCCCAAAACGCAACCAGUUGGCGGGAUGGAGGUGGGCGGGGCACUGACGGGGAGCUGGUGCCAGAGGAUGGACGAGCUGGUGUCAGCAUGCAGCCCAGCGUCCCGCCUCAAUUCCCUCCCUACCGGGGGAUGAUGCCGCCAUUUAUGUAUCCCCCAUAUCUCCCGUUCCCGCCUCCAUAUGGGCCACAGGGACCUUACCGCUACCCCACAGCAGAGGCACAGAGGUUCCAGCGGCUCUCAGGGCCUCGCCCCUCCCAACCUCCAUUGCGCACGUCAGAGCCCGUAAGCCGGCCACCCGUCCUCAAGCAGGAUGACCUAAAAGAAUUUGAUGAAUUGGACCAGGAAAAUGAUGAGGGCUGGGCAGGAGCCCACGAAGAAGUGGACUACACUGAGAAGCUAAAAUUCAGUGAUGAAGAAGACGGGAAAGAGUCUGAUGAAGAAACUACUGAAAGCCGUAAUGACGAAGCUUCUGGUCCUGAAAACCAGUCAUCAGGCGCAGAGACAAAGAAGGCUGGAACUCCAAAAGAGGAUCAAUCUCUUGUGAAAACAGCCUGGGCUGAAAACGCACGUCCCUCAGAGGGCGCCAAAGACCUGCCACCGCCUACCCCUGCCGUCCGGCCUCCACCGCCCCCACCACCUCCACCGCCCAACCGGGGCAACUGGGGCCAGCCCAACGAUUUCCCGGACCGCCCACUGCGGCCACUUCCUCCCGAGGACGAGGAUGAAGCUUGGCGCCAGCGCCGAAAGCAGUCAUCGUCCGAGAUCUCUGCUGCGGUGGAGCGUGCCCGACGUCGGCGGGAGGAGGAGGAGCGGCGCAUGCAGGAGGAACGGCGAGCUGCCUGCGCCGAGAAGCUCAAGCGACUGGAUGAGAAAUUUGGCGCCCCUGACAAGCGCCUUAAGCCAGAACCUGCCAAGGAGCCUCCUGCUCCUCCUCCGCCUCCCACCCCGGUGCCCCCCAACCCGUUGGCUGCCCCGGGCUCCCCGGAAGAAAAAAAAGAGGAGCCGGUUUUAGCCAGCAAACCUCGCAACGCUGCUGCCUGUGGCAGUGGCAGCAGCAGCAGCAGCAAUGGGAGCAACUUGGACUCAACUGUGCUUGCUGAACCACCUCUGGCUCCUCCCCCUCCUCCCAAGGAAGUUCCCGAAGUAAGGGAAGAGCAACCAGCCUUAUCUGGACCUGUCCUUCCAGCAGCUCCCAUCUCUGCCAAGGUGGAGUCCAAGGGAGAGACAGUUCUUCCAGCUCGCCAGCCAAUUCCAGCUCAGACUCUUGGCUACUCAAAAUACCAGAAGUCGUUACCGCCUCGAUUCCAGCGGCAACAGCAGGAGCAGUUGCUAAAACAGCAGCAGCAAUGGCAGCAGCAACAGCAGCAACAAAGCCAGGUCCAGCCUCCGUUGUCUUCCUCUACCCAGCAGCAGGCAACAGGUGUUCCUCUGGCUCCUAUGGGCCCGUCGGGCAACGUUCAUCCUCAGGCAGGGCCACCCGGACAGCAGCAGCCCUCGGCACCCCCUCCGGCACAGCAGGCUCCACCCAAAGGCAUGUACCCAGGCUCCAUUGGGCGGCCACCGCCAAUGCCCCAAAUAAACUUUGACCCUCGCUGGAUGAUGAUCCCGCCUUACAUGGACCCACGCAUGAUGCAGGGCCGGCCUCCUAUGGAUUUUUAUCCUCCUGGUGUACACCCCUCUGGUCUUCUGCCCCGUGAGCGAUCAGACAGUGGGGGCUCAAACUCAGAGCAGUUUGACCGCCAUCCUCCCAUCCUUCGAGAGCGUGGCACCCCGCCUGUUGAUCCCAAGCUCGCCUGGGCUGGAGAUGUCUUCCCCAGUGCCCCCUCUAGUGUUGACUCACGGCCUCCGGCAGCAUCUCUUCGGCAGCAGGAUGAAGAGGAGAAAGGCUUAAGCAGUGAGACGCCUCCUGUUCGCCUACGUGAUGCUGUCACCCCUCAACCAUACCUGGGGAACUACCAGGGUUUCUCAGAAAAUGGCAAUCCUGCACCGUUGCACCGCUUCCCAAUGGAUGAGCCACCACGGCCAGGAGGACCCUGGCAAGCUAGCCUGCCUCUGGCAGCCCCGGCAGAAGUAAACAGAAAUGGACGACCUGAGCCCCAAACCCAGCCAUCUCGCAAAAGUGAAGAGGAACCACAGUUGCUCCAUCGCGAUCUCCCAGAAGAGAUCAAAUCAGUGGAGCCUCUAGGCAUUCGUCCAGUAGUAGCUAAAAAGCCUCCCUCUGAACAGCCAAAAGAGGAGCCGCUGAUCAAAGAGGAUCUACUACGGCGGGUGGAGAAGCCACCCCGGCAGCAGCAUGAAUUCCAUAAGCAGCCACGGCGCGAGUCCAAAACAGAGACACGUUGGGGUCCCCGUCCUGGCAGCAGCAGGAGAAUUGAAGAAAUUUCUGGAGACAAGGCUCCGCGCCGAGCUGGACCCAUUAAGAAACCACCUCCCCCUAAGGAGAUAAAAGAUGAAGGCGAGGACAUGCGUGCUGGAGGAAAGGCCAAGGAAGGUGGAGAGGCAGUGAGUAGUAAGCCAGACCCAUCAAAAGAAUCUCCAAAACCCGGCAAGGAGAAUAAAGCCAAGCCAGUGGUCAAUGGUGGAACAGUGAUGCCACCCAAAGAACAGCAGCAGCAGCAGCAGCAGCAGCAGGGCACACUGUCACCAAACCGCCGGCGGCGAGAAGGCCCUUAUGAGCGUGGUGGCUACGCUGGCCGUGGCCGGGCAAGGGGGCGAGGAGAGUAUUUUGCCCGAGGGCGAGGUUUCCGAGGUGCUUACAGCGGCCGUGGCCGAGGUGGCCGGGGAAGAAGCCGAGAGUUCCGUAGCUACCGCGAGCCCUUCUAUCGACUGGAUGACGGGGUUGGUAAAUCUGCAGGGCCUGGCUCCAAUUUCCGCCCUCGCAACACCAGCGAGACACGGAGUGAAGGCUCGGAGUAUGAAGAGAUCCCAAAACGACGACGUCAACGGGGGUCUGAGACAGGGAGUGAGACCCAUGAGAGUGCCAGCGAUGUGGCCCAUUCAGACAAGGAGAUGACCAAAGAACCAGCCCCUAGCCAGCGCAACCGAGGUGCCCCAAUGACUUCUACAGCAGCACCCUCUUCCCAGCACCCUGGCUUGCCUCGAUUUGCUGACAAGAUGCCCCCACGCCUCUCAGAUCCAGGAACCCGUAGCGGGCGUGUGUUCACUCCCCGGGGUGUACCCUCUCGUCGUGGCCGAGGAGGGGGCCGGGCGCCCCCUGGUGGAUGGAGCCCUCCAUCCAAGCCCCAGCCCAACAAGAAACCUGAAAAGCAACAAGAAGUAGUUCUGGAAUCUUCAGUGAAAGAAAAGGCACCAUCGGGACCUCCAGCGGUAGCCCCAGAAGAUACUGGUGGUUUUCAAGGCCCCCCAAAACAACCUCCCCUUGGCCCCAGCUCCGAUCGUGGCUUUGACCGACCACCUCGGCGACGGCGCCACGGCCGUUCUCAGCAACAGGACAAGCCACCUCGAUUCCGGAGGCUGAAACAGGAGCGCGAGAAUGCCGCCCGACUCAAUGGUGAACAGAGGGCAGGUCAGCCUUUCUCCCCAGCACCUUCUGUUCCCCUCCCAGAGGAAUCGACUGCCCGAAGAGCGGCUGGCACAAAGUCUCCGGACUUAUCCAACCAGAACUCUGACCAGGCAAAUGAGGAAUGGGAGACUGCUUCGGAGAGCAGUGACUUCACAGAGCGCCGUGGUUGUGGGGAAAAAGAGCCGGCACCUGGCGGACCUCCCCCCACUGCCUUCCUGAAAGGCAGCUGUUCUGGCGUGCCCUCUGUUGGGGGGCGUCCCUCUAGCAAUGAGCUCAGUUUAGCCCAGAGGAAGGAAAUGUCCAAACGCAGCUUCUCCAGCCAACGACCUGGCAUGGACCGACAGAACCGGCGCUCCAACCCUGGCUCCGGGGGAGGAGGCAAAGCCAGCCGUGGAGGGAGUGGCAGCGGUCGCAGUGGAGGGGAUAAAAGAAGCUGGCCCUCGCCCAAGAAUCGCAGCCGGAACACCGACGAUCACUCUCCAGGCCUGAGCCUACCUCCUGCUCCUACUACCAGUACAGUGUAUCGCUUGGAUCGCGUCAUUCACAGUGACCCAGCUGGCAUCCAGCAGGCUCUAGCUGAACUGGGCAGCCGCCACACAAAACCCGCCUCCCCUGGCCCGGCUCAGCCGUCCUUCCUGGGGCCUGGAAGUGGGAGUGCUUCUGGGCUCCCGUUGGGGUGCUUUGAGAAUAGGAGUGGCAGUAGUACAGAUUCCUGCUUCCUGGACAAGAACCAGCUUCUCCGUUCCAGCAGUGCUCCUCUGAAGGAAUCUGGCACAGUAAGUGGCUUUGGUACAAAACGCCGAGAACGGCCUCGCAAGCAAGAUCUGCUACAGCAGGAGCCUCUGAGCUUUCCCAGUGGCCCAGGUUUUGCACCCUCCAAAGAAGAGACUCCAGGGGAGCCUCUCAGCAGGAGUGUCCCAGUGUCAGAAGGGCUAGCCCCGCAGAUCUGGAACCAUCUGAAUUCUAACUCCUCCCGCAAAAGCUACCGUCCUGCCUCCGUAGAACCAUGGAUUGACCCACUGAAUGCAUUUGAAGAGGUUGCAAGUACAGAGAUGAGCCUGUCUGACAGUGGUGUGGACCUCAGUAGCGACUCUCAGGUCUCCUCGGCCACCUGUAGUCAACGCAGCUCUCCUGAUGGGGGUCUGAAAGCCACACCAGAUGCUGCCACCAAACGGGGUGGAGCCAUUGGCAAAAGUAAGGAUGACACCAUGGCCACUGAUCCAGAAGGAACAGACACUAAAGAACAAAGGAGGAGGCCACCACCAACUAGAGACUCCGGUUUACUCAAGGACAAGAAGGUGAGCAGCUCCCCCGAGCCGCUGUCCCGGGACCACCCUCCCCCUGGCGCUAUUGGCACAGAGCGUUCCCAGCGGGCAGAGAAGGCGAAGGAGAGCACGGAGGGCCUGGGGGUUCUGAAGUCUGAACAGAGCCCCCAACUCGAGUCCCCGGGGACCUGCCCGCCCAUCCAGUUUGGGGCCAGUGAUAAGGACGCUGACCUUCGUUUCAUUGUGAAUGAAGGCCCAAAACCAGACGAAGAGCUGCACCAGGCACUCACCGAAGGGCUGGCCUCGGCCCCCAGAGAGUGGGAACUGCUUCCCCCAGCACCUCCCAGCCACCGAGCUUCCCCCGAGAUGCCUCCCGGUCGCUCCUACGAGCCCCGAUCCUUCCCGGGAGCCCCAGCUGCGGCCGCCUCUUCCUGCUUGCACAGCUUCCCAGCAGACGCUGCCGUGUUCUCAGGUGAGAGGGGCCAGGGGCCACGACUGUACCCGGAGCUGUUUUAUGGGAACCAGGUCCCCAGCGCCCAACUCGAGUCCCAGCUCCACAGCGCAAGUGGUGGCAGCAGCUACCGUCCAAGCACCCCAUCUGUGCACUCGUACAGGUCCCAGCACCUGUACCUCCAGCCCAGCCCAGCCCCCACUUCUCCAGCUCAGACGGCAGCGGGCGCGGUGCUGCCGAGUUCAGCCUUGCUCUCAGGAGUGGCCUUGAAGGGGCAGUAUGUGGAAAUAGCAGCCCUGCAGGCGGCCGACCUGCCCAAACUUCCAGCCACGGGCUUGCUGUACCAGGCGCCCCCUCCUUCCUUCAUCUACAGCUCAGCCUUCUGUGGAAGCCAGCUGGCUCCUGAACAGGCCCUGCUUCAGGUGCGCCAGGAACUCGCAUCCCCUUCCGAGUUCUACCCAGCCACGCUGGGGCAAGGCAGCCAGAGCAAUUUCCUGACGGCCACAGGACCUGCCCAACAGGUGCUCCUGCCAGUGGUGGAGACACCCCAGUUACCACCAGUGGUGAACUUUGGCUCUUUGCAACAAGCACCCCCCGCUGCCCCUGCGCCACCGCCGCCACCCCCACCUCCCCCAAUGCCUCUGGUUCCUGUGGCUGCCCGGGCUCUCCGGCCCCCGGGGCGGCUGGCGGGGCGACUCAUGUCCCCAGCCAUCCGAGCCUUUCCUCAUGGCGGAGUGGGACGUAAUGAGCUUCAUGCUCUGGAAAUGAAACCGCUGCCAGAUUACCGGAAACUCAAUGGUCUAGGGUCUGUGGGUGCCCGACCCCCUUCUGGGAGCAGACCUUUCUCUGGAGGCUUCAGUGCCAGGCUCAAAUCUCCUGGGUCUGGCUACAGUGGCCUCUUUCGUGCCCAGCGCUUUGAGUUCUACCAGCAGUCAGAUGUCCUUAGGUGGAACCCCCGCUCCUGGGAACGGGCAGCUCAACCACGGGAUGGAGCUCCAGCCCGCCGCCUUGAGCCAGACACCCGUUCCCACACUGACAAGCAAGACCCCAAUCUCACUGGCCACCACUAGCCCAGAAUACUCCUCCCUCCCCUUUGGAUUUGGUUGACAUCCUCUCCUCAGAAUGAUUUUGGGGGGGCUCUUUGCUGGGGCUCAUUCCUCCUCUCGGUUGAUGUAUCCUAAAGACGGGGUGUCUCCUUAACUCCUUUUCUGUUUAUGUGGGGAGGGGGUACACUGAAUUUGUCCCCUCUGUUAGGGGUAUUAGACUCUUAGUGGGAUACUCAGAGUGUAAUUUGGGGGGGCAAGGAUCAGGAUUUUGGGAGGCUCCCAGCUGAAUGUAUUUUUGCUUAUUUCCUUUGGUUUCACCUGAGUUUAUUUUUCUGGGAGGGGCUGUGUUGCCUCUUUUGAUCUGAGGGGGGAGCUGCUCUAAAGUGUGGAGUGUAAAUAUAUAUAAAUAUGAACAUGUGAGGUCUUGCCUCUUCCCUCUUCUAUUUAUGGGAGUAGGGGGAGGCGUGCCUGGGAGCCUGCCUCCUCUCCUAUCUGCUCCCCUGAGUUUGAAAUAGGAAGCGUUGAGUUUUUAAAAGGUGGUCAAGCUGGUUUGUUUAAUAAAUAAAACCAAAAAAGUUGUUUAAAAAAAACAAUAAAAUAAAAAGAUCAAGCUGU